CCACGAUGGCCUCCCUCCUGCUGCCUUUACCUGCGCGAGCGCUGUUGCACCACGUUCCACGCCGCCAACGACUCCUUCACCACCCCCUCCCCCUCCGCCUCGUCCUCCAGCCAGUCCAAUGCCACUACCUCAGUCAACGACGGAAAGCGUCCACCUACACGAGCCCUCACCACGCCGCACAGCUGUCCGUCGUCCAGACGGCAGUAGACCCAUCCAGCAAUGCCUUCCGGGACAAUGCCGCCGCCAUGGCAGAAUACAUGCACACGCUGACGGCUCUCCAUGAGUCUGCCGCCAAGGGAGGGCCCGAGAAGUCGAGACAGAAGCACGUGGAGCGAGGGAAACUGCUGGUCAGAGACCGCAUCACUGCUCUGGUCGAUCCGGGCACGAGCUUCCUCGAGUUGAGUGCUCUCGCUGGCCAUGAGAUGUACCCUGGGGAAGACGUGCCGGGCGGCGGUAUUGUCACUGGUAUUGGGACUGUAGAAGGCGUACAAUGCAUGAUCCUGGCCAAUGAUAGCACUGUCAAGGGCGGCUCCUAUUACCCCAUCACUAUCAAAAAGCACUUGCGCGCUCAAGAAAUUGCCCAACAGAAUCGUCUGCCAUGUGUGUACCUCGUAGAUUCCGGUGGAGCAAACCUGCCACAUCAGGCCAACGUCUUCCCAGAUCGAGAUCACUUUGGCCGCUUUUUCUACAACCAAGCCAACAUGUCCGCUCAAGGGAUACCACAGAUCAGUGUGGUCAUGGGAUCAUGUACAGCGGGCGGCGCCUACGUGCCUAGCAUGUCCGACGAGAGCAUCAUUGUCAAAGGACAAGGCACCAUUUUCCUGGCAGGCCCGCCUCUCGUCAAAGCUGCCACGGGAGAAGAAGUCAGUGCCGAAGAUCUAGGAGGCGGGAAACUCCAUUCCGAAGUCUCGGGCGUGACAGACUACCUCGCAGAAGACGACACGCAUGCUCUCGUCCUCGCUCGAAGAAGCAUUGCCAACCUCAACUACCCCAAAUCCCCAAAUCCUGCUCGGAAAGAAACUUUCCAAGAACCUCUGUACGAUGUCGAGGAACUCGGAGGUAUAGUAGGCACCAAUCUCAAACAGUCGAUCAACAUGCACGAAGUCAUCGCACGCAUCGUGGAUGGCUCCGAAUUUUCCGAAUUUAAGCCCUCAUACGGCAAAACCCUCCUCACGGGCUUCGCCUCGAUCUAUGGGCACCCCGUGGGAAUCAUCGCCAACAACGGAAUCCUUUUUAGCGAGUCCUCCCUCAAAGGUGCCCAUUUUAUUCAACUCUGCUGUCAACGCCACAUCCCCUUGAUAUUCCUCCAAAACAUCUCCGGCUUCAUGGUCGGGCAAGACGCAGAAAAAGGAGGUAUAGCCAAGAAUGGUGCCAAACUCGUUACCGCAGUUGCUUGCGCACAAGUUCCCAAAUUUACUGUAUUGGUAGGUAGUUCGGCGGGCGCGGGCAAUUAUGGAAUGUGUGGGAGAGCUUACAGCCCGAAUUUCUUGUGGAGCUGGCCCUCGGCGAAGACGAGUGUCAUGGGUGCGGAACAGUUGUCCUCUGUCAUGGCUGCGGUGGGGAAGACGGUGGAUCCGGAACUGAAAAAGCGGAUUGAAAGGGAAAGUGAAGUUACCUUCGGAACUGCGAGGUUAUGGGAUGAUGGCGUGAUACCUCCCAGUCAUACUCGGAGGGUAUUGGGAAUGGGUUUACAGGCUGCUAUGACGGGGAGCGUGGAGAAAAAAGAGACGAAGUUUGGCGUGUUCAGGAUGUAAUACCCUUAUCGUAUCUUCUUAGCCAUUGCUUUCUUCCUUCUCCUGCUCCUCCUCCUGCUCCUGCUCCUUUACGCUUCUCUCCUCAGUACGUGCAAGAUCAAUCACUGGCAAUUCCGCCAUAUGCGUCUUCGCAGUUCCAUAUGGCACUAACCUCAACACCUCCUUUUCAGAAAUACAGUAUUUCUUUUCUUUCCCCACAGGCGGAUAACCGGGUACACUAUUCAAGUACAUGUCCCAAUUAAUCUUACACCCUUCUACUUCGAUAUACCCCGGCGCGGCGCCUGAUGUCCAGAUUGGAUUGGGAAGUUCAUCAGCAGCGGCAGCAGCAGCGACACCGCCCUUCAUCUUCUUCGCUUCCCAUGGCUGCGGUAAAACAUAUCUCAAAGAACUCGGAUCAAUGGCGUAGUUCCACGCACUCGUGUUGUGAAAUUCGUAAUCUCUGCAUUCUGCAGGUGCGUAAUCGGAUGCA
Molecule: messenger RNA, 2223 nt
Organism: Sphaerulina musiva SO2202
Lineage: Eukaryota; Fungi; Ascomycota; Dothideomycetes; Mycosphaerellales; Mycosphaerellaceae
Product: tpa: non-biotin containing subunit of 3-methylcrotonyl-CoA carboxylase
Exons: 1
Coding region: 6-1754 (582 amino acids)
Biological process (GO): L-leucine catabolic process
Cellular component (GO): mitochondrion; methylcrotonoyl-CoA carboxylase complex
Molecular function (GO): methylcrotonoyl-CoA carboxylase activity
Source: RefSeq, a predicted model, not a curated record